AGAAAUCAAUUCAAAACCAAAACCAAUUGAAAACUCAUAAUCAAAUCAAUUGUUAUGGCGGAGCAGAUGGUUGAUUCUAGCUAUUACUUACCAACGGAGCUCGUAAUCGACAUAUUCUUGAGGCUACCAGUCAAAACCCUAAUUCGAUGCACCUCCGUUUGCAAAUCAUGGUACGCGAUUAUCAGAAACGCCAAUUUCGUUGCUUCACAUUUCAAUUCGAAUGAUAAUUAUCGCCAAGAGUAUCAUGAUGAUGGCUAUCUUCUGUUUGGCGGCUCUAAUUUCUGCCAUGUAGUUUGUGAUAGAACUUUUAAAUUGAUGCACGCUAUUGAAACCCCUUUUGCUGUUAGACCUCAUCGUAAGUCAUCGUUAAACUUUGUCGGUUCCUGUAAUGGGUUGCUGUGUUUAGCACCUGGACUGGAGUAUAAUUGGGGGAAUGAUGUGUAUAUUUGGAAUCCAUCGAUCAGAAUCCGAAAGAAGCUUCCGCCUUCGCAAUUUUCCGAUGAGUUCACUGAUGAUCGUUGGAUAGUUUCUCGUCUGGGAUUCGGGUUUCAUGAAUUGUCGAAUGAUUACAAGGUUAUCAGACUCAUUUACUUUCCAGAGGGCCGUAAUUUCACGUCUGUGGAUGUUCCACCUUUGGUUGAGGUUUACAGCUUGAGGACAGAUUCAUGGAGGAUAAUUCGCACCGAGGUUCCACCCGUAGUAACGCAGAGUGUAGUGACGUUUGACAAAGGAGUUUUUUACUGGAUGGGUUUCAAGAGCAUUCGAGAUGAUCCAAUGGAGAAUUAUAUCAUGUCAUUUGAUCUUGAGGAUGAGAAAUUCAGAGAGAUAGAACAGCCUUCUGUAGAUUUCCCAUUUUCUCUUUUGGCAGUAAGGGGAUCAUCUGGUUCAUUAUAUGCUGUGUAUUCAAAGUUCUUUGGUGGACAGAAUGACAUCUUGGUGUUAUGGAAGAUGGAUGAAUAUAACAGAGGUUGGACGAAAGCAUAUACGAUUCAGUGUGUCAGGGGUGUGUGGUGGACGAUAGGGUUUACAAGGAGUAGGAAGUUUCUAUACACUAAUUUGGAGAAGAAGCUUGUUUCGUUCGAUCUCGAAAGCCACAGAUCUGAAGUUCAUGAUCUUGGAAUCUCUUUCAGUCGGUCUGCAGUUGAUGUUAAUUAUAUGGAAAGCCUUCUAUUAUUUGAUCAUCGAUGUGAUGCUGCUCGAAAGCAGAAAGAAGCCCAGAGCUGAAGGGUAUGUGAAGAAAUGUUUGUGGCAAAGUGAUUGAUGAAGAAAAACAGGAGUAAGAGCUGGGUGUGGGUUAAGGCUUAUGAAACUGGCUGAAUUUCAGCUGUAAAUGCAAGAGCAGGACCAAGAAAGAUGAAGUGAUCCAAAGAACCCUAAAUGAGGUUGAAGGUCAAAGAUAGAGAAGCAACUAAGAGGUGACCCUUACGAUACGAUUCGAUACAACACUUUACUUAUCUGUAGAUAGAUAGAUAGAUAUUAUCACCUUCAAUUAGAGGUGAGAUAAAUGGGUUACAAAAAAGGACUGGUUAGACACAGUUGGGUUCCCAGGCGUUAAGGAAAUUUGGCCAUGGACCGGUUAAUGGAUAGUUGCUUUUUUGUUUAGUGAUGCCUUUUUGGCUAUGUUUUUCUACUAGACUAGAUAAGUUUAGAUUGAUGUGAACAUUGAUUUUCUCUCAAGAGGUAAAAGAAUUGUAGACGUUUUUAUGUG
Messenger RNA from Cynara cardunculus var. scolymus (artichoke), 1708 nucleotides. Its product is annotated as F-box protein CPR1-like. Gene Ontology annotation, molecular function: protein binding. NCBI's taxonomy places the organism in Eukaryota, Viridiplantae, Streptophyta, Magnoliopsida, Asterales, Asteraceae. The record is from RefSeq and is a predicted model, not a curated record. Bases 55 to 1224 code for a protein of 389 amino acids. The transcript has 2 exons.